Messenger RNA from Chinchilla lanigera (long-tailed chinchilla), 6204 nucleotides. It is a transcript of the gene Gtf2a1, whose product is annotated as general transcription factor IIA, 1, 19/37kDa. The record is from RefSeq and is a predicted model, not a curated record. The coding region runs from base 600 to 1613 and encodes 337 amino acids. Lineage: Eukaryota; Metazoa; Chordata; Mammalia; Rodentia; Chinchillidae. The transcript is spliced from 9 exons. Gene Ontology annotation, biological process: transcription by RNA polymerase II; transcription initiation at RNA polymerase II promoter. Gene Ontology annotation, cellular component: transcription factor TFIIA complex.
CUCCGCCCUGUCUCUCGGCGGCAGCGGCGGCGGCGGCUCGCGCAGCUUGUUGGCUCGCUAUAUAAAGGGGAGAAGCAGGCGGACCGGACGGCUGGAGCUGCAGCCGGUGGCGGCAGCGGCGGCGCGGGGAGCGGCGACCGGUGGUUUCCCUCCUUGGCGCGGAGUGGGGAGCGGGCAACGCCCCCUGGACCCCUGAAGGGUCGCGGUUUUUUUUAAGAGGCUUCUCGAGGUUUUCGGCUCCCGGGGAGGAGUGUCCCCCUCCUCCUCCUCCUCCUCCUCCUCUCUUCGCUCCUCCCCCCUACUCCUUCAGGAUCGAUUUUGUUUAAAUUUUUUUGCCCCAAUCUUGCGGUGACUCUGGUCACCGUCCGGGUCUUUUGGUUCUUUUUUUUUCUUUCUUUCUUUUUUUGGUUUUUGUCUGAUUUUCUCGGGGUUGCCCCCGUUUGGUUUGUGUUGUGUGUGGAAAUGGCGAACUCGGCAAAUACAAACACCGUGACUUUAUUUUUGCUUUAAAGCCUAAACUAUAUAGGUCAGUGAUUGAAGAUGUUAUUAAUGAUGUGAGAGACAUCUUUCUGGAUGAUGGAGUGGAUGAACAAGUCUUGAUGGAACUAAAAACUCUAUGGGAGAGUAAACUGAUGCAGUCUAGGGCAGUAGAUGGAUUUCAUUCAGAAGAACAGCAGCUUUUAUUGCAAGUUCAGCAACAGCAUCAACCCCAGCAGCAGCAACACCAUCACCACCACCACCAUCAGCAAACUCAACCUCAGCAGACAGUACCUCAACAAGCACAGACCCAGCAGGUUCUUAUUCCUGCGUCACAGCAAGCCACAGCACCACAAGUUAUUGUUCCUGAUUCUAAGCUGAUACAACAUAUGAAUGCCUCAAACAUGAGUGCUGCUGCCACAGCUGCUACCUUGGCACUACCUGCAGGUGUGACUCCUGUUCAACAGAUAUUAACAAAUUCGGGCCAGCUUCUUCAGGUGGUCAGAGCAGCCAAUGGUGCCCAGUAUAUCUUUCAGCCUCAGCAGUCAGUGGUUCUACAACAACAGGUUAUACCACAAAUGCAGCCUGCGGGUGUACAAGCUCCUGUUAUACAACAGGUUUUAGCCCCUCUUCCUGGAGGAAUUUCACCACAGACAGGCGUCAUCAUCCAGCCUCAGCAAAUCUUAUUUACAGGAAAUAAGACUCAAGUUAUACCUACCACAGUGGCAACACCUACGCCAGCACAGGCACAGAUAACUGCAGCUGGUCAGCAGCAACCACAGGCACAGCCCACCCAGCAGCAGGCCCCUUUGGUCUUACAAGUUGAUGGAACUGGAGAUACAUCAUCUGAGGAAGAUGAAGAUGAAGAAGAAGACUAUGAUGAUGAUGAAGAAGAAGAAAAAGAGAAAGACGGAGCUGAAGAUGGGCAGGUGGAAGAAGAGCCCCUCAAUAGUGAAGAUGAUGUGAGUGAUGAGGAAGGGCAGGAGCUCUUUGACACGGAAAAUGUUGUUGUGUGCCAGUAUGAUAAGAUACACAGAAGUAAAAAUAAGUGGAAAUUUCAUCUGAAGGAUGGCAUUAUGAAUCUUAAUGGAAGAGAUUAUAUAUUUUCCAAAGCCAUUGGAGAUGCAGAAUGGUGAAGAGUUGCUUCUUUUAUAAAUAAAAGAAACUUAAAAAAAAUUUGAAGUGGAUGGUUUGAAACUUGGGACAUAUACCAACCAAAACUUCACUUCUGCAUGUCAGAAAAGUGCAGUAGAAGCAAAGCUACUGGAACAAAGAUAGACCUUGACAGCAUAGACACUACUUCUAACUGGCAAGCCAUGGAACUGUAGUAUCGGGGAUUGUUGGGGUGGGGGUUGGGUUUUGUGUAGGAAAAUCAUAAUUGUCAAUUUUAAAUACAGGAACUUGCCACCGGUAAUUAGCAUGUAAAGCUUUGUCUAUAUUCCUUCCUCCAACUUGGGCUCCAUUAGAAGACACUUGUUGGAAUGAACUGAAGAAACUUCCUUUUGAUAGAUUGAAAUGAAACUGUUUAUUGUAUGUGGUUAUAUUUGGUAAAAAUUACGUGUGAGCUUUUUACAAAAGGGUAAGAAUUAUGGUGUUGAAUUUUAAUUCACUUGUAAACAAUUUAAAACUCUCAUAAUAGGUCUUAAAAUUUUUUACCUGUUAUUUUCCCUUAAUAAUACAUACCUCUUCCCUGCUGUAAAACAUCUAGUUAAGAGUUGAAGGAAGUAUAAUCAGUGAUCAGUUCUGAGACAAAAAUUUAACCCAGGAAUGGAUAUUUAUUUUCAUUAGGUUUUCAUACUUUAAAGACUUGGGUUUUAGUUAAAUGGAAUUAAAGUGACAACUUUAAUUUACUUAUAGAAAAACUGUUUAGUCCUACACUUCAAAAUGAAACUCCCAAUUGGCUCCUCAGGAAUAUAUUUUUAUUUUAUAAAGAUAUCACCUAACUAAAAUUGUAUGUACUUGAGUAUAUGAAGGUUUUUCUUGUUGGCCUGAAAUGUGUGCUUAUAUAUGCAUUUAGUCUUUAAGCUAAAUAUUCAGAUAUCAUUCUGUACAUUGAAGCAUAAGGACAGGUGGUGAGGACCUGGAUUUUUAUUAAACAAUUUAGUAAUUAUAAAAGUUUCUUGUGUUUGCUAGUAAAGAAUUUAAAAACCUAUUAUUUUAAUUGAACAAGUUUUUUAAAAGCAACUUUGUAAUUUGAGGGGAAAAUUGGGGAGGGAGGAUGAGGGAGGUGGGCCACUAAGUACAUAUUUACCUCUCUUUCAUUGGGUGGCUCAUCUGGGCCAUUGAUAAAGGUAGACUUGGGCUCCAGUUUGCACAAUGAAAAGAAGCAUAGAAAUUUGAGUGUAUAUUAAAAUAAUAGAAAUUUUACUAUGUAUAUUAAGAAUGCGAAGCCCUGUAUUUCUGUAAGGGCUCUGAAGAACAAUUCGGCAGUGUUUGCAUCAGCUGCCUUGGAGAACUGCAGAAACACUCAACUUGACUUUUGUGUUCUAAGUACUAAUUUGAUUUCUCAUGGUUUCUCUUGACAAAAUUCAUAGGUGUUUUAAGUUACUUGUGUAUUGAUGCUUUUUGUCUUCCAUUUCUCUCUUAUUUGCCUUUAUGUGUUUCCAGAAGUAACAGUAAAGUACAUUACAAAGGAGAAAACUGUGAGCUAUUAUAGUAUUUUCUUUUAAACACAAAUCUUUCUAAAAGGCUAAUAAAAUUUUUUUUGUCUACUUCCCAACCCUCUUACCAACCUCUUUUUAAUUUAUGUUCUGAACUUUGGUGCAGAUGGUGGUAUCUAGCAUGCUUGUUAAGUUUUAUUUGCCACCACAGGUAAUAACAGCUUUUAUUUUGACAAUAUUAAUCUUUCAAGGGGAAAUUUAUUUACCCCACUACACUCAAAGCACACACGAUUUUUGUUAUGUUUUCUUUAUUAGUAAGAUUGGGAGAAGAGAAGGGAGGGGGUAAAAUCACAGAAGUCUUGUUCAGCUGUCCUUUAGUAUGGUUACUAGUAGGUUAAUAUUUCCUCAGUGAAGAAGUCAACGACUUGAACUACCUAUGAAAGUGCAGCAGUGUUGUGUAAGUUUAAACCCUUUGGCUAUCUAGUAGUUCUUAAUGCUACUGAACCUCGGAAUACUGUAGCAUGUCUUGGCCCUCUUUGUAGAAAGCAUUCGUACUCAUAGUAGCAUUGUAUACUGGCCUGUUACUAUAGCUGUAUUUUCACACAUGAACAUCCACUGCUUUCAGAAUGACUCACUAGUGUUAUUUUGAAGCAGGAAAUAACCAUUUGUAUUUGCACCUGUGUGCUGCAUAUUAAUUAUAGCAUACUUGCAAAUGCUUUUUUUUUAACCUUUAAAAAUUCUGAAAGCUGGUCCAAAUAACACUGCAUAUCAAAUUGUGUUCUUAUAUAUUACUGCAUUGUGCUCCUUUUUAAUAAAAUAGCAUGUUUUAUUUUUAUUAUAGUGGCUUUUGCUGUAUGAAUGUCACUUGCUUUGAAUUCUUAAUCAUACUUUUAACAUUAUAUUUAAAAAAUAAUUUUGUUAGGUUACAUUAAAAUAUCAUUCCUUUGGAAAGGCAAGGGAUUCCUUCAGGAUUUUAAUAUGAAAGUAGUUUGUUCGUCCAAAGGGGGAAAACAGUUCUGACUUAGUAUUGAGAAAAUAAGCAGUGGUUGCAGAAGAGGGUUUGUUUAGAUUUGCACAGAUGGUGAUGGCACCUUUUACUUUUAAAAAAGUAACAUUAAUCAGCGCAAGGGAGAAUUGACAAAAUUACUGACGUGUGGAAGUGUGUGCCUUUCAGUAUCCAGACUCUUGCUUGGUGGUCACUUUUAGAAUCGGACCACUUGAAUGCCUGGGAGCACAUUUCAUUUCUGUGGAGUGCCACGUGUGGCUAAAACAACUCUUUAAUGUGCAAUUAGUUUCUAGAGCAAAAUGUCUGUUUAUGAGGGGGAUCUUUAUAUUGGGCUUUUAUAUUUUUGAAAUAUUCACAUUAUUUUCUGUUAAAAUGUCAUGUCACAUUUACGCUGUUGCCUUUUUAAAAAUCAAAGCCACUGAUAACUGAUUGCAUCAAGAUUUGAGCAGUGUGUAUAGUGAUUAUAAUGUGUUCUUAAUAAGCAUAAUAGACUGCUUUUAGAAAAUAAGAACAUAAAAAUAUAAUAGCUUUUGUAUAAAGACUUUCUUUUGCUAUAGUGAAUAUCAAGGAUUUUUUUUCCUGACUUUUAGGGAGGAAUAAAAAGAAUUGUCUCCCUCUAAGAGUAAUUUUUUUUAUUAUCUCAUAGCAAUAACGUCACCAUUAUUAUCAGAGGGUAAAUACGCCUUGUAUGGGAAAGCAGACAUGGUUUCCUCUGGGGAAUUCCCUUUAUAAUGUAGUAUUUUCUUCCACUUGAGAAAGUUCCUAUAUUUUCAGAUUAUUUCACCUUGAACUUUUUUGAGCUUUUGUGCAAUGUUUUAUUGAUCUGUUUUUGUACAUUUUCAUUUCACUUCAUGUGUCUGUCUUCUGCCUAUCUGUUUGAAUCAGCUAUAGCAGAUUUUGAAUUUGUUGGUUUAAAAAGUAGCUGUUUAUGUGUUUCCUCAUAAGUUUGUGUUAGUUUUAAUCUUCUAUUAUGCUACAGAAAUUAUUCUGAAAUUUAUAUUCUUGAAGCCUGCCUUAGUCUAUCAUUUGUCAUUUUCUGUGGUUUAAGGAAGAACGCCUCAAACUUAAUAUUUUGUGUAUUUUAAGGAACAAAAACUUUUUUGCCUUCUCUUUUAAGGGAAGAACUACAUUCAGUUAGUAACUGUUCUUUGAGUUAAGUUUCCUUAAAUCCAGUACGCAUUAGCGCUACGACUUGGGGGGAGGAGCUAAUCCUUUUUACUGUUCUGAGCUACUAUUGUCAACUGCUGUUGUACAUACUGUUAUGUGUAAGGACAUAAAUAUAUUUAUUAUGUUUGUAAAAUUCAUUCUGUACAAUUGCAGAUCAAGGUUGCUCUUCUGUGAUAUAUGGGAUAUUAUGUUUUAAAGGCCAUCUUGAAAUACAGUUAGAGAACUUAGUAUUUUGAUGUACUAAGACCUAUUUUAAGUUUAAUAUUUUACCUUUGCAAAAACUUUAAUUAAAGAUGUUAUUUAAAAAAGUAAUGUUGCUUGCUUUGCUUACUAGUCCAUGUUAUUGUUACAUAGAUAACAAUAAAAUUAUGAAAGUUUAGAAAGGAAAAUGCUUUACCUUGUUAAUGAGGAUAAGUUUUAACAACAAGGGUAUCAUUAAAUUCUGUACUUUUAAGAUAUGUUUUGAAUGUUAGUUUCAACAAAUAAACUUAAAAAUUCUUAAUAGCUUUUUAAAAAGUUGUAUUUUCAAGACACACAGGAAUUUAGGUUGGGAUAAGCUCACACCACUAAGUGUAAGAAUACAAAAUUAUAUUGUAUUACAUGGAUAUUUCUACUCCAGAGCAUAGAUUACGUAGGAUAAAAUUGUUCAAGAACAUUGUUUCUGAUUUGUCUAGCUAAAUCCUUUUCUCUUAGUUCAGUGUUUGUAAAUAAUUGAUUAUUAGGGGAAUUGGAUUAUUGAGGUUUAUAUUAUAUAUUGCAUAUAUUUUGUGUUAUUUUAGAAAGUAUUAAAUAAUUAGGUGUUUUAAUUUUAUAGUUAAUUCAAAUGAAUCAUUAAGAAAGAGCUUGCCUUUUUGUAAUUUUUUUAUCCUGUUCUAGACUACUUUAUCAAGGAAACAUGCAAAUUUUAACUUUUAAAGUAAUCAUAAUAAAGAUAUUUUAUUUAUUGCCAGUAAA